UUUACCUGCCUAGACUAGACUUGGGUCAAUCUUUUUGGUUCCAGUCUCUUCUCUACUGCCCUCUACAAUGGGAAACUUGUAUAGAGGCGGGAAACUCAGCAUAAACGCUUGUCAGGCUGAGCCGCAUCUUCCAUGGAUUCCGACUCAGAUGGAUCAUAUGUAUCCGACACACCGCCGUCAUCUCCAAAGCAGAAGUCGCCUCCGCCGGUCCCGGCACCGGCGCCACCACAUAUUCUAUUGCCAUCCGUCAAGUUUAGAACUAAACUCAAACUUACUGCCAACGCUUCCCGCCCAAUUCUAAGACCUAAAUCAUCCGGCAAGCCAAACCAUCCUCCCGCUGAUUCUUCAAUUCCGGGAACACUACCCCCAGAUUCGCCGCCUCCGGCCCAGAUUCGCCCUCCGGACAUCUCUAAUCUGCCCUUCCAAAUGCGCUGCUCAGCUCAUUCGAACCAGACAUUUUUUAAUAGAACUGGUGGUUCCAUCGGGACUGUUAUUCCACGCUUUUCCAAAAUCCAGAAGAAAGAUCUCAAAUUGGAGGCAGCUGAGCUUGAUGGUUCUGGCGCCUCAUCAUCACCCGCCUCUCCAUUGGAAGUAGAUGCUUGCGAGACAAAAAAGGCUUCUCGAAAUUUUGAAAUAAAAGUUGCUGCAUCUGGAAAUUCGGCAAAAAGUGUAAAGAGACAUCCUAAUCUGAUUGGGCCUGGUGAUGGUUCAGCUUCACUGUCAGUGAAGAAGCCGAAAUGCGUAAACGAGGGCAAUUUUGUCAAACUGAAUAUCAAUGGCUCCGGGCGGAAGUAUGCAUUCAAGGGGAAAAGAUAUAAGUAUGGUUCCUCGAGUAGUGGGAGAAAGUUUUACAGAAGUAGGGGGAAGUUUAAAGGUAAGGGUCAAGGAAAAGGGGAGGAGGAUGGCGGGGUGUGUGAUGAAGAGGGAUUGGUUGUGGAUUUUAAACAAAGAAAUGGAAGUUUAAAUGUACAGGAAGGGUUGGUUCAGGAGGCUGUGAUGAGUGCUAGGGGUGAAGCGUCUGAUGAGAAUUUGCUGAGGUUGUUGAAGUUGGCUUUUGGUUACGAUUCGUUUAGGAUUGGACAAUUGGAUGCAAUCAAGCUGGUGCUUUCUGGGAAAUCAACAAUGCUGCUUUUACCAACAGGUGCUGGGAAGUCGCUCUGUUAUCAGUUGCCUUCCAUGGUUCUCGAGGGGAUUACUUUGGUCAUUAGUCCAUUAGUUGCUUUGAUGGUUGAUCAAUUGAAACAGCUUCCUCCUGCACUACCUGGUGGUCUUCUGUGUAGUAGUCAGACACCAGAAGAGACAUCAGAAACUCUCCAAUCUCUGCAAGAGGGAUCAAUAAAGGUUCUUUUCAUUUCACCAGAGAGGCUUCUAAGUUCGGACUUCACAUCUAUAUUCUCUAGUGGUCCCCUUAUAUCUCUUGUGGUGGUUGAUGAAGCUCACUGUGUAUCUGAAUGGUCACACAAUUUUCGCCCCUCAUAUAUGAGACUCAGGGCUUCAUUGCUGCGUGAAAAGCUCAAGGCUGAAUGCAUUCUUGCAAUGACUGCAACUGGAACAGCCAAAACAUUGCACAAUGUGAUGCAUUCUCUCAACAUCCCUUCCACUAAUCUCAUCCAAACAACAAAAUUGAGGGACAAUUUGCAGAUGUCAGUAUCAAUAAGUAGCAAUAGGCUGAAAGAUGUUAUAGGAUUGCUAAAGUCUUCUCCUUUCUCUGAUGUUAAAAGCAUCAUCAUUUAUUGCAAAUUUCAGUCUGAAACAGAUAUCGUGUGCAAAUAUCUUUGUGAUAACAAUAUUUCAGCUAAGAGUUAUCACAGCUCCAUUCCCGCAAAAGAUAGAUACAGGACACAAGAGCUCUUUUGUGCUAACAAAAUUAGAGUGGUUGUUGCAACUGUUGCAUUCGGAAUGGGACUUGAUAAGCAGGACGUUGGAGCUGUCAUUCAUUACAGUUUGCCAGAAAGCUUGGAAGAGUAUGUCCAGGAGAUAGGUCGUGCUGGGCGUGAUGGUAGAUUGUCUCAUUGCCACCUCCUUUUUGAUGAAAUCUCUUAUUAUAAGCUCCGUAGUCUUAUUCACAGUGAUGGUGUUGAUGAGUAUGCUGUAAACAAAUUUCUCUGCCAAGUUUUUAGCAACAGCACAUGUUUAGCUGGGAAAAUAUCAUCAAUAGUUAAAGAAACUGCAUCCCGAAAAUUUGAUAUGAAAGAAGAGGUAAUGCUGACAAUUUUGACUCAACUGGAAUUGGGCAAUAUAAAGUAUUUGCACUUGCUUCCUGAAAUGAAAGUAACUUGCACCUUGAAUUUUCACCUGACUUCCCCGGCACUGCUAGCUGCUAAAGAUCUAGUGGUUGCAGCAGUCAUUAAGAAAUCUGAAGUUAAAGAUGGCCAAUAUGUGUUUGACAUACCAAGCUUAGCAAAUAGUAUUGGAUUGCAAGCCGCUGACUUGUCAAACCACUUGCAGACAUUAAAGUUUAAGGGGGAAAUUGCAUAUGAGCUGAAAGAUCAAGCUUACUGUUACACAAUCAUCGAUUCCCCCAAGGAUAUUUGUUCUUUAGCAGCACAGCUUACAGACUGGCUUUCAGAGGUUGAGAGGUGCAAGGUGAGGAAGAUGGAUAUGAUGUUCAAUGCUGCUGUAUCUGCGGUAAAAGGGUGUGACAAGGUGUAUGGUUGUGAUGGCUAUGAUCAUACUCCUUGCUUGCAAAGAAAGAUUUUGGAGUAUUUCAAAAGCAAUGAUGAUAUUGAUGUCCCCAACAAGAUGGCUCAAAGCAGCCCAUUUUUGAGAGCAGACAUAAAGGUCUUUUUACAGAGCAAUUCACAUGCCAAAUUUACUCCUAGAGCUGUUGCACGGAUACUGCAUGGCCUUUCUAGUCCAGCCUUUCCUUCCACUUUUUGGUCAAAAUGUCACUUCUGGGGAAGGUAUAUGCAGACAGAAUUCAAAGUUGUGAUGGAAGCAGCAAAAGCAGAACUCAUGAGUUUUGUCGGGAAGGAUUUAUUAUGAUUGAUGCCAAUGUGAGAAAAUGACAAAUCAUUUACAACCUGCAAACUGUCCUUAAUCUUCAGGUUCAACCAAGCAGUUGCAAUGAGCAAACUUCACUUUACUGUGAUGAAUGGCAUCAUAUUCUCUGGGAUAUCAAAAGCUGUUGGGUGUCCAAAAGGAUUAGAUUGAUUUUAUCUUUGAGCACUCUGUGGGAAGCCAUUGACAGAUCUUUAAGCACUGGGGUUUAGCAGAUGAGAGGCUUCUUCUGCAGAUGAUGACAAUAGUGGACACCAAAUGGAAGGCUUUGGACAGGUUCUUAAUUCUUGAAAUGAAAUUAAAAAAACACAUUAUAAAAUGAUUGAAUCCUCUGUCUCUAAAAGAUUACCACAGUUUAACUUUUUUGGUCAAACUGUGGCACCCUUUGACCACAAAUUAAAUAUAGUUUAAAGUAAUUAAAUAUUAUAAAAAUUUGAUAUUUCAAAACUAUAUUUUAAAAUAAACUCAAUUUUAUUAAAUUUACAUUAUAACUAAAUAUAAUUUUUUUAUAAUU
Molecule: messenger RNA, 3514 nt
Organism: Cuscuta campestris
Lineage: Eukaryota; Viridiplantae; Streptophyta; Magnoliopsida; Solanales; Convolvulaceae
Source: the annotation of a GenBank genome assembly